AUGAAAAGACAGCGUACAAAAUGUUUUACUGGGUGUUGGACCUGUCGGUCGCGUCGAGUCAAAUGCGAUGAGGAAACUCCUGCGUGCCAGCGCUGCCGCCAAAUUGGUGUUGCGUGUGAAGGGUAUGGCCUCCGUCUGAACUGGGUACAAUACAACCCACAUGAUAUAGCAGACCAUGACCAGGAACAUGGUCGCCGAGAUAAGUCUCACCAGCCGGAAACCAAGGCGUCUAGACGGUCUUUGGCUUCUUUUGGCUCCUUCCCACCUCUCACUAAUCUGCCUUCUCCCGAAUUAGAUGCUACCUUGACUACAAUCGACGAAUGGCGUCCUGGAGAGACUUCAGAGCUGGAAGAUGGAGCGUUCUGCGUAUUCACUGUGCAGUCAUCUGCAACAAUGCACUCCGCGACGGACACACUCUCUUUUCAUCACUCACAUGGCGCCACAGAAUCGAUGGAUCCGCCUGGCCACUACGUGUCUGUGCCCGAGACGAGUCACCAAGGGGAUGACGGCACACUUGAUGACCCAAUCCAGUCUUUCGACAACUUUCGUGAGGACUCGGUGCCCAUUGCUCAAACUCUCUUGAGCCUUGGAAGGCAGGACCGACAAGCCGCACCACGCCACCUAGAUGCUCUUUCCAUGCCAUCCAAGCAGAAACGGCUCAUCCACCACUGGAUCACCUUCACCAGCCGUAAACUGGUUCUUAUCGAUGAACCACACAAUCCCUGUCGUACUAUGAUGUUACCCAUGGCCCUCAAAGGCCUUGUCUCUCAAGCAGAGGGCUCCAACGCCGACGUCGCCAUAUUCCACGCUCUUUGUGCGUCCGCAGCCUACAACUUAUUCGAGCUGACCGGCCGAACUAACGAGCAAGACCGUGUUCUAGCUCUGUACCACGACAAUGAGGCAGUCCACCAUCUUCGACACAACCUGGCACGUGCUGACGAGCAUCGAGACCAGUCUUUUGCAAUGGCUAUCAUGGCUUGCAUCGCUGUAGAGGCCGUUUCCGGCACGACCCAACGAUGGCGCACACACGUCUCUGGUGGACUGGCUUACUUAGCCCAGCUACAAUCUCAGGGCUUGCCUGAGGCCGCAUUAUCUGCAUUUCGUCAGCACAUGGUGAAGAUGGCUAUUCUUUGUGGCUUCCCAGUACCAGAUCAUCUCAAAGCAUUUCUAGACGACGAAAGUGGAUCAUCCGACGGCCUUGAGUUCACCUUCCCCUACUACGGCGUGUCGAGGUCCUUCCUGCGAGCCCACGACCGCAUUAACACCAUGUUGACGGAUGUAUCAGAAGACAGAACCCCUGCGCAGGAGAAAGAGCUUGAUACAUUUGAGCUGCAGCUGUAUCUCGACUUUCCUGGCCUCCCACCCCAAAAUCCAUUACCAGUAGCGACCAACGCAACGAAUGGCAUUGUCAUUCAUCACACUUCCAUGGUUUUCUACUACGCCGGGCUCAUCUUCUUCCAGCGAAGUGUACGUCGCGCUCCAGUAGCAUCAGUUCAGGAUCUCGUGGAAUUGGGCUUACAGGAACUGGAAUCCAUCGAUCGCGUCGGCCAGGGCAAAUUGGGCUGUUUGAUGCUGUGGCCUGUGCUAGUUCUUGGAGCCGAGUGUGACGGACCAAAGGUGCAGCAACGUAUGCGCGCCUGGUUCCAAGCGCAGCGCUGGCUUGGCUUCAGGAAUCUAGUAGUUCUGGAAGACCUUGUUGCCACAGUGUGGAAAGCUAGGGCCAGUCCUGGGACCAAUGCGAGAGAGGGAGAUUGGCGAGAAGCCAUUCCACAGACGCGGUUCGAUGUCUUCAGGCUUUGA
Messenger RNA from Macroventuria anomochaeta, 1800 nucleotides. RefSeq lists its product as uncharacterized. Gene Ontology annotation, cellular component: nucleus. The coding region runs from base 1 to 1800 and encodes 599 amino acids. Gene Ontology annotation, molecular function: zinc ion binding; transcription cis-regulatory region binding; DNA-binding transcription factor activity, RNA polymerase II-specific. The record is from RefSeq and is a predicted model, not a curated record. Lineage: Eukaryota; Fungi; Ascomycota; Dothideomycetes; Pleosporales; Didymellaceae. The transcript has 2 exons. Gene Ontology annotation, biological process: positive regulation of transcription by RNA polymerase II.